Messenger RNA from Nematostella vectensis (starlet sea anemone), 2328 nucleotides. RefSeq names its product QRFP-like peptide receptor. The transcript has 5 exons. Bases 631 to 1653 code for a protein of 340 amino acids. Gene Ontology annotation, cellular component: membrane. The record is from RefSeq and is a predicted model, not a curated record. NCBI's taxonomy places the organism in Eukaryota, Metazoa, Cnidaria, Anthozoa, Actiniaria, Edwardsiidae. Gene Ontology annotation, biological process: G protein-coupled receptor signaling pathway. Gene Ontology annotation, molecular function: peptide binding; G protein-coupled receptor activity.
CACGGGGGGCGACAGCUAGACGGGUGCAAGCCACGGUAAGGAUGGUAUCAUAGUGUCCAAUCACGGGGGGCGACAGCUAGACGGGGUCAAGCCACGGUAAAGGGGGUAUCGUAGCGGAGCCAGCGCGGAGCCCCUUAGGUAUAGAGAAAUUGUACUUAACUAUGCGACUCAGUUUUUUUGGUCAUCGCGCGGGUACCCUGUGGUGUCGCCCGUCUACCCGCCUGCCCGUGGAGCCAGCACAAUUUGCGAUAACUUCGUAAAACGUCACCUCAGUGAAAUCAUUAUACAAGAAUAUAUUUUAGCACUAUCCGAGAAUUCUUCAUACUUAAUAAAACCUCGAAAGGUACAGCAAAACUUAUUAUAAUUUAGUUUUUAGUGUUUUUGUAUUUACACUCACGGGAACCCUGCGUCUAAUUUUUCCCGCGUUUUUGUUCUUCUAACUCGCGGCCGACACCGGGAGUAUUGUUGAUAAAGUUUUUGCAUCAUUUUCGUUGUGGCUAAAACCAAGAAAGAAAAUCGACACAUCUUAACACUUAUAAUAUAAAUACGUUAAAACGAUGGACGGAAGAACAAACGAUGUGUUUGGAAAAAGAAGUGUUGUAAAACUGAAAUUGCGUGACGCGUGAAGUCAUGUUACCAGCCGGAGAGAUCGUUCUUAUCUUUGUGCUGUCCUUACUGAUGUUGACGGACCUAAUAGGGAACACGCUUGUGGUCAUCGUCGUUCUUCGCAGCAGGUCUCUUCGUACACCCAUGAACUUCCUUCUCGUCAACCUCGCCAUUGCGGACAUGAUGGUGGCGAUAUUCAUGUCUCCGCGUCACAUAUUUCUACCCGCAUUUACCCACCCUGAGGGCUAUACAGGAGACAUCGUCUGCAAGCUGUUGACGGGAGGGAACCUCAUGUGGGUGGGCGGGGCUGCCUCCUCAUUCUGCCUUGUUGCCGUGGCGAUAGAGAGGUACUACGCUAUCCUUUACCCGCAUCUAGACAAAGGACGCGUCACACGAUCUAGACUCAAGGUCAUCAUUCUGGUAUGCUGGUUAUAUGCCUUCGUAGUCGACAUUCCACCAUUUCUCGUCAUAUUCUAUAACCAUGACCGCCGUUUCUGCACCGAGUACUGGCCAAAUAUCUCGCUGGCAAGAGCGUAUACGAUCAUGAUGUUCAACCUGGACUUCGCGCUGCCGGUAGUGCUAAUGGGUGCUCUUUACUCCAGGGUUGUCUACCGCUUGUGGUUUCGACAGAAUAAUGACACAUCGCAUGCCCAGCUUGCGGUGGCACGCUCUAGAAAGAAGGUUACGAUGAUGGUUCUGAUAGUGACCGUGAUCUUCGGCUUGUGCUGGAUGCCUGUUCUCACCUUAUACAUGCUAUCGUACCACCUGCCAAACGACUUCGAGUACGCCUCCACCAUCCACAACGCCGCCGUCGUCUUCAUCUGCAUAAACAGCUCCAUUAACCCCUUCAUUUACACCUUUAAGAUGGGUGGCUUCGGUAGGGAGCUGAAGAAACUCCUGCGCCUUAAUAAGCAUCAUGGACUUAGGAUCAAAGUCCAGGGAUUUACUGGUGAUUCUCAUAUACUGUCCACGACCAAGGUGACGCCUCUUGAAGUUCGAACACCGACAUGUGUUGAUCUGCAAUCCGUAUCCGACGCUGACCAUUAGAUCAGCAUGAUUCACCAUUGCGUCCGGACCGCAUGGUGGAAUGGGGAACAUUCUACGUUAAAAAGUCCGGGUAGAUUUUGGAGAUGGUAAUGGUUAAAGGGCUGGCAGAAAAUGCGCCGAUUGGACUCUAACCAUGGAUGAAUGUGAUAUGAUUUUUAGCUUUCUAAUGAGGAAAGGUCUGACACAAAGGAGACCACUCUGACGCUAAAUCAUUCAAAAAGAAAAACGGACUCGUCUCAAAGUUUACCAACAGAGUUGUCGGGGACACAUGUUUGCGGCGUGUGGUAGGGUCUCUUGGAGGAAAAUUAACGGAUGUUAAAAUCAUGGGUCAAGCCAAAGGGGUUUUAAACUUCCUGAUGCACAUUUAGAUAACGAGAAUGACAAGAUUAUGGGUUAUGUUUACUGGUGACUCUUUCUCCAGUUCGGCACACGGAAGCUCACACGGUUGGGCUUAAAACCGGGCUAGUACUUCAAACAUUGUAGAUAAGUGUAAAAAAAUAUAAACUGCCAUGGUAUAAAAAUCCUAUUGAAGUCAGUUAUAGCAGUGAUUAUAGGUGGACAUUUUUUUUUAUUUAUUAUAGUAUUUCAGCUUUAAACGAUAAAAUUAAUGUACCCGAUUCAUGAAAAUUCUUACUAAUAAUAGCAUAUAAAUAUAUAAACCAUACUACCCCCAUA